AUGGCCUUGUGGAUAACCAGUGGGAAAGGCGAAGAGAAGGGGAAUAUCUUCUUGGUGAACCCCAGUGAGUGGUUGACCUGCGUGCCGAAGCCGGAAAGAUGGGCGGAGGCAAGAAGGAUAUCUCUCAUGUACAACAGGAUAAGUAAGCUCCCCAAGAAGCCUCGUUGCCGCAAUCUGCAGACGCUGUUGCUGAAUGACAAUGACAAUAACUUUCAUCCGGAGGAAAUCCGCCUUAAGUUCCCCCUUGGCUUUUUCCAGUUCAUGAGGAGACUUCGUGUUCUAGAUUUGUCCUAUAGGAGUAUAAGGCUUCUCCCCUCGGGAAUCGGGUCACUGGUUGAACUCCGGUUUCUCGAUCUAUCAGGGACUCUCCUGGAAUCAUUGCCCAUGGAGGUAGGGAGGUUGACGAAGCUGAGACAAUUGCGUUUGGAGCACGUCUCUUAUCUUACGAGUAUCCCACGCGAGGCGGUCUUAUCGCUUAAAGGGCUGCAGUCGCUGAACUUGCUUGAAAGUGAUUAUGUCUUUACAGGAGACUGGGAGGACGAUGGCAGCGAUUCUGGGAGUGCUCAUGAUGAGGGACAACUCAGUCUGAGAGACUUGGAGGGCAUGGGGCAGCUGACGGAGCUCGGUGUUAGUAUAAGAGGCAUGACGCAGAGAGGCAUGGAGGAUUUACAGAAGUCUCAUAGACUGUGUGCGUCCAUCAGAUUUCUAAGCCUUGAAUAUGUGGGAAUCUCGUCUUUUGAUUUGUCUGCUUUUCUUGAGGUUAUGAAGGGCCUGAGAAAGCUUACGAUUAACUUUUCUCCCGACUUAGAAGAUCUGGUCUUUAACAAGAACCAGCUCUCGGAGCUGGAGGAACUGAGCUUGUUUAAUCUUUCCCGAGCAACGGUGCAUUGGAAAGAUGGCAACGUGUUUGUGACGGGGCCCACCACAGCUGGCAUCUUCAAAACCUUCGGGUCUUGGAUAUUUUCUACUGUGAAGCAUUGGAGGACAUAAUCUGGAUCAGACAACUGCCCUGCAUUGAGAAGUUAACACUAUUUGGAUGUUCGAGAAUAGAAGAGGUGAUAGUAGUCGAAGAGGUGACGGUGGACAACGUGGAUUAUGAAAAUGAUUCUUUCUUCCCUAAAUUAAAGCGGAUUUGGUUGGAAGAUCUUCCGAAUUUGAGGAGCAUAUGUAGGCAUCCGUUGUUGCUCCCUUCCUUGGAGGAAGUCCAUGUAAUCAACUGUCCAGAGCUGAAGAAGCUGCCCUUUGGGUUCUCUACUGCCAAGAACAUCAAAGAGAUCUAUGGUGGACAAGAAUGGUGGGAUGGAUUAGAGUGGGAGCAUGAAGACGUCCGAUCCAUGUUUACCCCCUUUUUUCCCCCACUAAAUUCUAAAGGGGUAUUUGAGCCAUAUAGCCUCUAG
Messenger RNA from Spirodela intermedia, 1397 nucleotides. The record is from the annotation of a GenBank genome assembly. Lineage: Eukaryota; Viridiplantae; Streptophyta; Magnoliopsida; Alismatales; Araceae.